UUAAAAAUGGACCAUCCAAGCAAAUGCAAUGUUUUAACAGAUGCUGGUUAAUGAUAGAUAUAUUUAAAAUCUGGAUACUAGUCUAAACUGGUGUAUUGAAACUGAAACUCGACGACCUUAAGUUCCAGUUCCCUCUGGAUGAGAAUGAAGCUUUUACUUUUUGCUGCCUUUUUGGCAGGGCCUGUGGGAAGGAUUUACGGAUUUUACUGUAAUUUCGAUCGUAACCAAUGUGGAUUUGUGCAACGUCGAGAUGACGAGUUCGAUUGGACCAGGAAAAAGGGUGCAACAUCCUCCGGGAGUACAGGUCCUUAUUCGGACGUGAAAGGACGAGGUUACUACAUGUACAUUGAAGCAUCGCGCAAAAGCAAGGAUGAUAACGCCAAGUUAGAGAUUCUCCCCGGAAUAGCUGCUGGAAAGACGUGCAUCUCCUUUUUCUAUCACAUGCGUGGUGGCCAAAUGGGAACACUACGGGUGCUGGUGGAUGGAAAACAAGUUUUUGAGAAGAGCGGGCAUCAAGGUUUCGACUGGCGUACAGCUCAGUUCACUGUUGAGAGAAGAGCUUCAUCAAUUGUGUUUGAAGGAAUUGUGGGACGAGGCCACCAGUCAGACAUAGCGAUUGAUGAAGUGAAGAUAGACAACUGUGGAGAGGGAGGCGGUGGCCAAGCAACAAUAAAACCGCCAGCACCUCAACCACAAACAGCCCGACCACCGCUUCCACACACUGCGACCCCACCAACAAGUGAGUGUGGCUUCCGUCCUUCCACCAGGAUUGUUGGAGGUGAAUAUGCACCACCGGGGGCGUGGCCAUGGCAAGCAAUGCUGCGGUGGUCUCACACUGGGUAUGUGUUCUGUGGUGGUUCCUUGGUUGCUCCUCAGUGGGUUGUCACAGCCAGUCACUGUGUUGCGAAGGCAGGUGGAGAUCCCGUAUAUAUCAGGCUUGGCGCUCAUAAACAGUCAGAAAGUAUGGGGACAGAACAGGAUUUCACAGCCAGUAAAGUGAUCUUACACCCGUUCUACCACAAACCAAUUGGCAUGAGUCAUGAUAUCGCUCUUCUCAAGUUGGACAGACCAGCUGUACUUACCAGGCAGGUGAACCUAGUAUGUCUUCCUCAUAGUAUCCCAGCUCCACCUGAAGGAACCAAAUGCUGGAUCACAGGGUGGGGAAAGACAGCCUCGGUCGGAGGCUCAAGUGGGAAGGUUCUGAAGCAGGCGACUGUACCGAUAGUGGGACGGAACCGCUGUGAGUGGUCUUACCUGGGACAGAUUCACGACUCAAUGAUUUGCGCCGGCUUGGACCGAGGUGGUGUUGACUCUUGUCAAGGGGAUAGUGGAGGACCAAUGGUGUGUGAGACUGGCGGAAAAUUUUACCUUCAGGGCGUGACCAGUUGGGGAAAAGGGUGUGGCAGGCCGAAUAAGUAUGGGGUAUAUGCUAGGGUUACAUACCUUUUGGAAUGGCUCAAGAAAGAGAUGGCUAGGAAUUAGCUACACGAGUUUCCAUGUUGAAUGUGCCUUAAGCUCUUGGGAAAGCGUCUACAGUGAAACUACGAACUGACUACGA
This is a messenger RNA of Stylophora pistillata, 1558 nucleotides long. RefSeq names its product trypsin. NCBI's taxonomy places the organism in Eukaryota, Metazoa, Cnidaria, Anthozoa, Scleractinia, Pocilloporidae. The record is from RefSeq and is a predicted model, not a curated record. Gene Ontology annotation, molecular function: serine-type endopeptidase activity. Gene Ontology annotation, cellular component: membrane. Gene Ontology annotation, biological process: proteolysis.